This is a messenger RNA of Tachysurus fulvidraco (yellow catfish), 3426 nucleotides long. RefSeq lists its product as uncharacterized. NCBI's taxonomy places the organism in Eukaryota, Metazoa, Chordata, Actinopteri, Siluriformes, Bagridae. Gene Ontology annotation, cellular component: nucleus; cytosol. The transcript has 4 exons. Gene Ontology annotation, biological process: spermatogenesis. The coding region runs from base 436 to 1137 and encodes 233 amino acids. The record is from RefSeq and is a predicted model, not a curated record.
UGGGGGGAUUCAGGUGCUCCAAUCCACUCAGAUCAGGCACAGAGGAGGUGCAAGACAGCAGGACAAACUGAAUCCCGAGUGCACCGUUGGACAGACACAGACACUCCCGACCACAAGGAAAUAGAUAGAUAGAGGAAAGGAGAGAGCGCGCGGAAGAGUGAGAGAAAAAGAAAGAGCUCUCUUACAGUUCAGCUUUGUUCUAUUUUGGUCAUUAGGGUUAGAACCUGUGCCUCUAUCUGAUCUUCUUUAAAACCAGUCUGCUUUCUUCCCCCGGGCUAAGAAGUGUGAUUCAAGCCUUGUGCCUUUAAACCACCACCUCUCUCUCUCUCUCUCUCUCUCUCUCUCUCUCUCUCUCUCUCUCUCUCUCUCUCUCUCUCUCUCUCCCCCCGCUUCUUUCUUUCUGUCUCUCUUUCUCUCCUGCGUGGAGCGUUCAGGAUGUUUAAAAAAAGCAAGAGCGAAGUUUUGGUGGAUGAUGAAACGUCUGAAGGAGAGGAGGACGCGCCCUGGCACCGGGAACGCGCGCACAAGGAUAAAGAAGCAGAGGGAACAGAGGAAGUGCUGGGCCCCUCAACCAAGGACUCCAAGAUCAAGAAGGUAAAACCUAAGAAGGACAAAGGAGACAAGAAGCUGUUUCCUUCACAAGAUGACGAGCACUUCCUGCUCACAGGGGUCACGGUCCCACACAAAAAAGGGUCUGCUAAGAAGAACCUGGAGGAGGAAAAAGAGAAGGAGAAGGAGAAAGGUAAAGCUCACUCGGAGAAAGAUCGUGUGGGCCUUUGGGACAGCAUCACCAUGACCAUGCGUCAGAUCACUCCGAACCGGAAGAUGGACAGGAUGGAGGGAUGGGAGCCACCGCAGCUGGGCGAGGAAGCUGAGGGGAAGAGAAGCGAGGGGGAGGGGAAGAAGAUUGACUCCCCGCUCUCUACAGGGCUGUCGCUCUCUCUGCCUGGCUCUCUGACCCUGCCGUCCUGGACGGGCAUCGGCUCGGAAGAAGACUCUUCGCGUUACGCCAGUCUGAGCGAACCCCAAGCUACAGGACCCUCGCAGUGGGCUGCACGUGCUCGAGACAAACUGGCGGCAGUGCGACGCCGCAGCCCCGGGAGCCAAUCAGAGAGUGCGUGGGAGGGGCUUAAAUGAGAAAUCCAGCUUACUCACAGACCUCAUAUAAACACCAAACACUCAAGCGCAUGGAAACGUAACUGAGAUCGGAUAGCAUGCACAGAAGCAAAAAAAAAAAAAAACAUCACAAGACGUGCCCCUGUUGUGUGUACUUGAUGAUUGGGUGGGUUGUUUUGUAGGUCUUAAAACUACACAGGACCUAAUGGCUUUUUUUAAAAAAGCAGAAAUUGCCAUAUUUUGUUGUUGCUAAGUCUAAAACAAUACUAUUAAUCCGUUUCCCUUGAAGGACACACCGAGCUAACGGACACACUUCACCAUACCUGCUGCCUUUUUUGCGCAAGACCGCGGCACUGAAACGCUUACUAACAUUAGACCAAAUCGUUUCGUAUUUAAUCCUAAUAACGAAUUGAAGUCAGCCUUAAAUCUUUUAAUCGUUUGACCGAUUGCUCGAAUCCACAGACAGGGGGCGACGUAAGAGACUACUGUGCCUUAUAGAGCUCUAAACCAAUCGGGAUGUUCAGAUUUAGUACCGAUUCAGCGGCGAAUGUGACGGAAAUCUUUUCAAAACAAAACAAUGCCUUACACCACCUGACUGUGAGCACCACGCAGUACUGUACCUACAUUAACGCCUUUGUCUCAUCAACCGUCACAGGAAACGAGCGUCAUUCACAACACCCCUUCAUGCUGUGGGUACAAUCUCCCAACUCAGGUGUUCAGAGCAGUUAAUUCAAGGCGGUGCAGAUGCAGACCUGCUCAUCUUCUUUUUUUUUUUUCCUUCGUGACUGAAAUUGAUGUAGGUCUUUUAAACCCCCCUGAUAUUAAUCAAACCCUUUUUUUUUGUCAUUGCUGUGACCAAACUGAUGGAUUUUGCCGCAACGCCUGUAUAGACUCGUAUGUCAUGACUUUUUUUACGAUAGCUGUAGUCUUCAUGCACGUGAAUCAAAGAGCGGUUUGGCUGAAUGCCAAUGUGAUGUGAUUGUACACAUGACACGUUUUGGUCCAAACAAAAGUACAAAAUUGUGAAACUAAACCCUGGAGAGAUUGAUUAAUUGACCACAGUGGAAGCUCCGCCUCUUUCCCUAUGUCAAAUUUAGUAACAAUGACAAGAUUAUUAUUAUAUAUAUACAGUAUAUAUUUUUUUUUUUGCUGAAACGAGGAGCCGACGAGUUUGACAUCACUUUGAAGUUAAAAUUGCUAACGCUAAAUCAGAUCCAUCUGACGCACGUUUGGCUCGGCUACAGUAUAAAAGACACGUGUCUUAAUCAGCCGAAAGAAAAAGAAAAAAAACGCCGAACGGUUGUACAAACCGUCGUCAGUGCUUACGAUAAUCUGAAUGUGAGGAAAACGCUGUUCUCCCGCGGCACAGACGUGUUCAAACGUCUGCUCAAGCCCCAGUGACUACGGGAUCUGGAGUGCUCAUACUCAUAUAUACAGGGUUUUACACAUGAACCAUCAUGUGGAGGAAAAGUUUCCUGUCUGUCAGUUUUAUUUAGGAUGAUCAGACUAGAACCGUUUACAUUUUGUAAUGUCUGGUCCACAUUAUGGUCAUGACGAAACCCUGCUUCACGUCAUUACCCAUGAGGCUGGGCACCUUUCCUCUUCAGGGUUGGCACGUCUGCGGGGUAAACCUCGACCCUAAUCCUCGACCCUUUGUCACUGCCUAACGAAAGCUCUACUGCUGUAAGAAAUCCGUUCCCUUCCUCCUCUUGAGCCUUAAAAAAAAAAAAAAAAAAGAGCGAAUGAACGAACGAAACUACUGAACUGCUACUGAUGCUGCAUUGUCUUCUACGUCUCAUCGUUAGACCGAAAGGGAGUUAAAUUAGAACUAAAUGGCAAAUUCACCUGAUUUGCUGCUGACGAGUCAUGAAAGGUCAUCCAAUUAUUAUUUAUUAUUAUUAUUAUUAGUUUUUUUUUUUUUUAGGGUUGUGAGAUGUGGGAAUUAGCGCAAAAUCCUGAACGAUAUUACGAUGAAGCUUCAUUAUUCAGGCCUCAAUACCUUGUAGCACACAUCAGGGAUUCUGAGAACUUCCACUGAUCUGAUUCCAACACACACACACACACACACACACACGUUCCCAAAUCUUCACUGAGUGAACAGAAAAUUUACCCGAGACAAUCAUGCUUGUCAAAUUCUACUGAUGGUUUGUUUAUGCUAGCACAUUGUCAGUCCUUUAUUAAGUUAUAAUUGGGGGGGGGGGUGUUAAUGGACUUUAAUUGAUUUUUCUGUUUGUAGACAUUUGUCUAAAUUCUGCUUGUCAUUUGGUUUUAUCACCAGACUUUUGAUUCCGAAUAAAGCUUCUUCUGACA